AUGGAACGUAUUUCUGAGCCACUACACAUGGCUCUCCCUCGCCUAUUUAAUCAGUUUCUUGAUCAAUGCCUUGAAGCUAGUGGUGUCAGAGAUCCACUCACCGCGCUGUUUUGUUUGACGUUGAGCCAUCCGUCGUUCGAGAACGGCCACAUUUUCCUGAGCUUCCGCAAAAGAGCCGAAUUGGACGGCGUGGCCAUUAUGAAUUUUUUAAACAAAAUUCAACAGUCCAAGAAGGAAAUUUUACUUGGUCAGGAUCUCUCUGCAGAGUUGCACAUUUUCGAUGAGCAAGCCCCAGUUGAACCCGUGCUGUUGAACGGCGGCGCCAGAGUCGCCCAUUAUUUUGAUGCCGACCUGAAAAUACCAGGCAUCAUCAAGAAUACCGACGGAUAUUGUCUGCCACGAUCAAUAGCACUUGGCAUGCUGAAGGCUGAUGAGGAAACUGAACAGGACCCGGAAAUUAAAGAACGGAUGAGAGUGAAGCGGAAAAACUAUACAGCCCGUGGAAAGCCAGAGCUACACACAAAAUUGUUAACCGAAGCUGGCAUAGAGUUGGGUCAAUCAGCUUAUGGACUACCAGCGCUGCAGGCCAUUGCAGCCAAAAACUUGGACUAUAUGAUUGUCUUGUACACAAGACCGGCAGGGCAGAAGCUCUAUUCCAUAUUUUUAAAAUUGAAUCCAAAUGGAUCAAAAAUUGUAAAUAUUGGAUAUCACAAUGAGCAUUACGACUCCAUCAAUCCCGUCUUGGGGGAGAAUUCGUUUAGUGCCGUGAUUUGCCGUAGCUGCAAACAAUCAUAUCAUUCCAAGCCCCAUCGGUGUAAAUUGAACUGCUCGAAAUGUCACCGGAAAAACUGCACCAGGGAUGAAGUAGAAGAAACAGACAUAUACAGAAUUUGCUCAUUCUGCAGUGUCCAGUUCAUGUCGCAGGGCUGUUAUGAAGCCCACGUGGGGGAAAUCUGCCGCCAGUACAAGGUAAAAGAAAAACAAAUAGUAUAA
Molecule: messenger RNA, 993 nt
Organism: Auanema sp. JU1783
Lineage: Eukaryota; Metazoa; Nematoda; Chromadorea; Rhabditida; Rhabditidae
Source: the annotation of a GenBank genome assembly